Molecule: messenger RNA, 2443 nt
Organism: Mya arenaria
Lineage: Eukaryota; Metazoa; Mollusca; Bivalvia; Myida; Myidae
Product: heat shock 70 kDa protein 12A-like
Exons: 4
Coding region: 1-1722 (573 amino acids)
Molecular function (GO): ATP binding; ATP-dependent protein folding chaperone
Source: RefSeq, a predicted model, not a curated record
AUGGCCAGCAAUGCUCAAAACAAGACCCUGCUAGUUGCUGCUUUUGACUUUGGUACCACGUAUAGCGGCUAUGCUUUCUCUUUCCGAGACGAUCCUAAAAAGAUUCAGACAAACCAGAAUUGGUAUGCAGGCGGUGGAUCUUCCAAACUGGUGUCAUUAAAGACUCCUACCUCCGUUCUUCUCAAACCCAAAGGACAGUUUGAUUCGUUUGGAUUCGAAGCUGAAGAUAAGUACGCAGACCUAGCGGAAGACGAUGAGCAUCACGGCUGGAGGCUUUUCCGGAGAUUUAAAAUGGUUCUGCAUAGUAAUGAGCACUUGACGAAAGAAGUUACGGUGGAGGACAUUUGCGGAAAACAGAUGAAGGCUUUCCCGCUGUUUGUCCUGUCUAUACAUUUCAUGAGAGAGCACUUGCUAGAUGCCGUUAAGAAGCAAAAGAUAGGAAUCGAAGAAACGGACAUAUCUUAUGUGUUGACCGUCCCGGCUAUCUGGGAAGACAAUGCCAAGAGGUUCAUGAGGGAUGCAGCAGUUGCAGCUGGAAUAGACCCAAACCGCCUUAAGCUUGCCUUGGAGCCGGAGUGUGCCUCGAUCUGGUGUGAGACGUUGGGUAUGGACAUAAAAGGCGCUGUAUCGAUUCCAGGAGCUCAGUACAUGGUUGUCGAUCUUGGAGGGGGAACAGCAGAUAUAUCCGUACACGAAAGAAAACCAGACGGAAACUUGAAGGAAAUCCACAAAGCCAGCGGCGGUCCUUGGGGAGGCAUCUUUGUUGAUGAAAAUUACAUGAAAAUGUUGGGUUGUUUGUUUGGGGAAAGGGCUCUCAUUGAACUGCAAAGUACGGAAAUGGGUGAUUAUUUUGAUAUCACUCGUGAAUUUGAGCACAAAAAACGAUCCUUUGAUAGCGUUAAAACAAAGCAUAUUAUUGUUCGUUUGUCUGCUUCAUUGUGUAACCUUGCUAAAGAGCAUUCGAAACAAUCGAUUGAAGAAAGAAUUGCAGCAUUGGAAAUUUCCAUGACACUGAAGGGUCAGGACAAGCUGAAAAUCGAUGGGGCAGUUAUCCAAUCAUGGUUCAAAAGUCCAAUCGACAUGCUGAUCCAGCAUAUAAGGUCACUUCUAGCAGAAGCAAAAAUGAAACGCGUGCAAACUAUCGUUCUAGUUGGUGGCUUCGGUGAAAGCCCGUACGUUCAGGAAAGAAUGAGGAAUGAAAUACCAGCCGUGAGGAUGAUCGUUCCUGAAGACGCGGGCCUCGCCGUGAUAAAAGGCGCAGUGAGGUUUGGACACAACCCAGCCAUUGUCAGCUCAAGGAUUAUGAAAUACACGUAUGGGACAAAAGUGUUGGUCGAGUUUGAUGAAAAGAAACACCCAGGUGAUAAGAAGGUAUGGAAGAAUGGAGAGUGGUGGGUGCCUAAUUGUUUCAAGGUGUACAGUCGGGAGAACGAUAAGGUGGGAGUGGACGUUCAGGUGACCAAGAUGGGUACUCCUUACAGUAAAGUUUCCCUUACACCCGUCUAUAGGACGAUACAGGAGAACCCCGAGUACGUGACAGACCCUGGAUGUGAACUCAUUGGGACUAUAAGACUGGAAAACAGCAUUGACAUUCCAUUUGAAGAACAGGAUAUAGAAGACACGUUUGUGUUCGGGGAUACUGAGUUGCUGGUAAAGACGAAGAACAUGGCCACGGGGAAAGAAGUAUUCAUGACAUUUGAGUGUUUCAAAUACAUAGUUUGAAGGAUGAUGAGUGUGGAAAAGCACAUCAGAACGUUUGUAGAGUAUUGCAUACUUAUGCCACAAAAUAUGUAAUUGUAUAGAACGUUUCACAAAACUAUUAUAUAGAUUGUUUCGAAAGUGUUUGCUUGUAAGUUUCACGUUUGAAUAUAUAUUCAUCAAUUUUCUUGUUCGAAAAUGCCUUAACCCUUUACCUGAUAGAAACUUAAUUCUACUCCUCUAUCUUCAGCUUGAUAUAUACUCAUAUUUACUACAUUACUGAUAGCCUCAUUCAUUCUCAAUGACCAAAAUAUACGUUACCUGGAAUAAAAAAUCAUCUACUAAAUGUGACAUAUAUAUCCAUCAACACAAAAUACCGUUACUGGUGCAAACAAAAUAUAUGUUACUACUAAACGUUUUUCAACAAUUGAUUCAUUUGAGAAACUGGCAUCUAAUCUUUCUAAGUCUGCGAUCUGGGUCAUAAAACAAUGCCCAAAGGGUUAAACAGAUGGCAGAUGGCCUAUCAAUUUUAGUCAGAUGUAUGGGAAUAAAUAAAUAUAAAUCAAUAGAUAGCCAAAUAAAACAAGAACACAUUUCUGAUGAAAAUCUAUCAGGGAAAGGUUUAAAUGUAGAACAGACAUAUAUUGGAUGAGAUCAUGUCUGUAUUUACAAUAAUUAACAUAUUAUGUAUUGCAUUGUUAUAGUACCAGUUUAUACGGAUUUCAAUUAUGAUAAUAAAGUUAUG